Molecule: messenger RNA, 1031 nt
Organism: Salvia hispanica
Lineage: Eukaryota; Viridiplantae; Streptophyta; Magnoliopsida; Lamiales; Lamiaceae
Gene: PPD1
Product: Photosystem II reaction center PsbP family protein
Biological process (GO): photosynthesis
Cellular component (GO): photosystem II; photosystem II oxygen evolving complex; extrinsic component of membrane
Molecular function (GO): calcium ion binding
Source: RefSeq, a predicted model, not a curated record
CAUUAGUAUUAAAUUGAGAUAUUCGUGGAUAAGAUAAGGGUAUCUCUUCUCUGCAACUCAACUUGAGCAGCAACACAAGCUGAUACCCCAUGGCCAGCAUUACUGUGGGCCUCAAAUUUCACCCACCGCCCUGCUUCCCCAGACUCCGGCCGCCGCCUCAUUCACAUGGAAUACUUCCCCGUACUUCUUCAGUAGCAGCAAAAUCCACUUCUUGCCAAUUGCACGAGUCUAGUAAAGAUUUUGCAGUUCCAAGGCGGAAAGCAAUGGCAUUGAUUGUAUCAGGUUUCAUCUAUUCACAAGCUGGCACGUGCGAUAAUGCUUUUGCAAACUCUGUUACAUUCAGGGAAUAUACAGACCAAUUUGAUGGCUACACAUUGCAGUACCCAUCAAAUUGGAUCCAAGUCCGUGGCGCUGGUGCUGAUAUAUUCUUCAGGGAUCCUUUUGUUCUUGACGAGAACAUAUCAGUGAACAUAUCUUCACCUUCGUCGUCGCAAUACAAAAGUGUGGAAGAUCUAGGUUCACCUGAGGAAGCAGGGAAGAAAGUACUGAAACAGUAUCUGACUGAGUUUAUGUCCACUAGACUUGGUGUGAGGCGAGAAUCAAGUAUUCUUUCUACCUCGUCUAAAGUAGCUAGUGAUGGAAGGCUAUACUAUGAAGUCGAAGUGAACAUAAAGUCGUAUGCGAACAACAAUGAAUUGGCUGUCAUGCCGCAGGACCGAGUGGCACGACUGGAGUGGGAUCGUCGUUAUCUUUCAGUACUUGGGGUUGAGAACAACCGACUGUACGAACUUAGGUUACAGACACCGGAGAAGUCGUUUGCAGAGGAGGAAAAGGAGUUGCGUGAGAUUAUGGAUGCUUUCAGAGUCAACAAACUUGCUGCUUGAGAGCAAAAUUUUUGCAGCUACCUUCCAUGUAAACUUGAUUUAUACUUGAAUCUAACUAUUUGUUUGUAGUUGUUGAUUCCAUUUAUUGGUUUUAAAUAUUUGAGUGAGAGAUUUCAAACAAGUAUAAUACAUUCAUUCAAAGCACUA